AUGGUCGAGUGUCGAUUGUCGGAUGUCGGACUUGAUGAGUCUGUGGUGAAUGAAGCAAGAGAAUUGAUAAGUUUACCUUGCGACAUGGAAGUCGGAAUGGAAAAUUACAAGGUCAGGCUCAAUAAGAAAAAGCAGACUGGUCAAGUUGUUGAUCUCGAGAAUCCAGCCUGGGUAAUAUGCUGCAGAGAACACAUCGAUAUUAUUGCUGGCUCUCCACAUCUGCUUGAAACCCUCCGCCUUGCAGCUGGACUGGUAUCAUUUCAAUCGAGUCCUUCGCAUAAAUCUGAUCAAAGAGAGGAAAACUUGAACGCAAAGGCAUGUUCACUAGGAGCUAUACUUUUACCAACAGAGCGCCUGACAUGA
Melampsora larici-populina 98AG31 is the source of this 363-nucleotide messenger RNA. RefSeq lists its product as uncharacterized. Lineage: Eukaryota; Fungi; Basidiomycota; Pucciniomycetes; Pucciniales; Melampsoraceae. The coding region runs from base 1 to 363 and encodes 120 amino acids. The transcript has 4 exons. The record is from RefSeq and is a predicted model, not a curated record.